CAUGCCAUGUAGUUUUGAAAGAUAUGCAAACUAAGAUCCAAUGGCUCAGAUCGCGAAAGAACGCCAAAUCAUAGCGAAAGAUACAGCCCGAUCCCAUUUUUCUUAUGUAAUACAUCCAUCCAUCAUUUCUAUCACUUCUCUUAUACCAUCGCUCACCAUUUUCCUACAAAAUCCGAGCCCGAGCAGAGCCCCAAAGAAACGCAGGACGCUUUAGUAGCGGAAAAUCAAUAAAAGGCGAGCCACUUCUCCCCUUCCACACGCUCUCCUUGCCCUCCUCCUCUCGAUCGCCAAUUCCCCUCUCUGUUUCCCAAACCCUAGAUCUGAGGCGAGCUAGGGUUUUGCGGGCGAGAUCUCCGGCCCUCCCAUGGCCUGCAUCAAGAGCGCGCCGCGAUCGGCCCUCGCGGCCUUCGCCCCCGAUGCGCCGUACCUGGCGGCGGGGACCAUGGCCGGCGCCGUCGAUCUGUCCUUCAGCUCCUCCGCCAACCUCGAGAUCUUCAAGCUGGACUUCCAAUCCGACGUCCACGAGCUCCCCGUCGUCGGCACCUGCCCCAGCGCCGAUCGCUUCAACCGCCUCUCCUGGGGGCGGCCGGGAUCGGUGUCCGAGGACUACUCCCUGGGCCUCGUCGCCGGCGGCCUCGGCGACGGCAGCAUCAGCGUCUGGAAUCCCCUGAAGCUGAUCGGUUCGGAGGAUCCAAAUGGUGCUUUUGUUGCACGGCUUGAGAAGCACACCGGGCCGGUUCGUGGUUUGGAGUUCAAUACGCAUUCACCAAACCUGCUUGCUUCUGGUGCCGAUGAAGGGGAGCUCUGCAUCUGGGAUCUGGCAAACCCACCUGAACCUAAUCUCUUCCCACCUCUCAAGAGUGUUGGUUCUGGUUCUCAAACUGAAGUUUCUUUUGUGUCUUGGAAUCCCAAAUUUCAACAUAUAUUGGCAUCCACUUCAUACAAUGGGAUGACAGUUGUUUGGGAUUUAAGACAGCAGAAACCCGUCACAAGCUUUUCAGAUUCGAAUAGAAGGAGGUGCUCUGUUUUGCAGUGGAAUCCUGAUAUUUCUACCCAACUAAUUAUUGCCUCCGAUGAUGACAGUUCACCUUCUCUUAGAGUUUGGGAUGUAAGGAAAACAAUAUCUCCAUUAAGAGAGUUUAUAGGGCAUACCAAAGGUGUGAUCGCCAUGUCAUGGUGUCCAUAUGACAGCUCAUUUUUGCUUACUUGUGCCAAAGAUAAUAGAACUAUUUGCUGGGAUACGGUUACUGGGGAGAUAGUAUGUGAAUUACCAGCUAGCACGAAUUGGAAUUUUGAUAUUCACUGGUACCCAAAAAUUCCAGGGGUCAUAUCAGCAUCUUCAUUUGAUGUAAAAAUUGGAAUAUAUAAUAUUGAGGCUUGUGGUAGGUAUGGUGCCGGUGAGGGUGAAUUUGGUGCUCCAGUACGCUUGAGAGCUCCAAAGUGGUUGAAACGUCCAACAGGUGUAUCUUUUGGUUUUGGAGGCAAACUUGUUUCAUUUCAACCAAGUGCUUCAGCACCAGGAACUCCAUGUAGUGGUUCUGAGGUUUACGUGCAUAAUUUGGUUACUGAGCAUAGUUUGGUGAGCCGCUCAACUGAAUUCGAAGCUGCAAUUCAAAAUGGGGAAAAAACUUCACUGCGAGCUUUAUGCGAUAAGAAAUCAGAGGAUUCUGUAUCUGAAGAUGACAAGGAAACUUGGGGCUUCUUGAAAGUUAUGUUUGAGGAAGAGGGAACAGCUAGGACAAAGUUACUUGCUCAUCUUGGUUUCAAUGUACCAGAUGAUAGAAGCGAAAAUGCACCUGAUGAUCUUGGAAAAAUAUUAACAAAUGCACUUGGUUUUGAUAAGGGUGCAUUGGAUGAAGGUGGAGAAGGCAGUGUAUUCCCUACCGAUGAUGGAGAAGACUUCUUUAAUAAUCUUCAACCUUCCAUUGAUAGCUCAAUCUCUGAAGACAGCAAUUUGCCUAAUGGAAAGCAAAUGCAGAAAGAACCGCAAGAACAUGUGGAGACUACUGAUCCAUCAACUGAUGAUAGUAUUCAACGUGCCUUGGUUGUUGGAGACUAUAAGGGAGCAGUUUUACAGUGCAUUGGAGCAAAUAGGAUGGCAGAUGCACUGGUUAUUGCACAUGUUGGGGGUCCGUCAUUGUGGGAAAGCACCCGUGAUCAGUAUCUUAAGAAUAGCCUCUCACCUUAUUUAAAGGUUGUCUUGGCAAUGGUGAGUAAUGAUCUCAUGGGCCUUGUUAAUACCAGACCACUUGAUUCAUGGAAGGAAACCCUUGCUCUUCUUUGCACAUUUGCACAGAAGGAGGAAUGGACUGUCCUGUGUGACACUCUUGCUUCAAGACUUAUGACUGUUGGCAAUACGCUUGCAGCAACCCUAUGUUACAUUUGUGCUGGAAAUAUUGACAAAACUGUGGAAAUUUGGUCACGCAGCCUCAAGUCUGAAUGUGAAGGGAGGGCUUAUGUUGACCUUCUUCAGGAUCUUAUGGAAAAGAUUAUAGUCCUUGCACUUGCAAGUGGGCAGAAGCGAUUCAGUGCAUCCUUGUCUAAGCUUGUGGAGAACUAUGCUGAAUUACUUGCCAGUCAAGGGCUUCUUACAACCGCAAUGGAGUAUCUGAAAUUGUUGGGAUCAGAGGAAUCUUCUCAUGAACUUGCUAUCUUGCGGGAUCGAAUUGCUCUUUCAGCUGAAGAGAGAGAAGCACCGAAAAGUUCACCUUAUGAAGCCAGUGUACCACAUGCUGGAUCUGUGUAUGGAGCAGAACAGUCUGGCUUUAAUGUUGCUGACUACUCUCAACAAUAUUAUCAGGAUAAAUCACAUUCUCAGCCGCCACAGAGAGUUCCUGCCAGUCCAUAUGGUGAAGGCUAUCAACCAUCACCUGGCUCUUAUGGAGGAUAUCAACCUGUGCAAUACAAAACAGAGUUCCAGGAGUCCAGCAAUCCUGUAUCAUUUCAGCCAGCGCAGCCAACCCAGAUGUUUAUUCCAUCGCAGACACCCCAGGUUCCACAGCCAAAUUUUGCCCCACCUCCCGCUGCAUCACAGCCUGCAGUGAGGUCCUUUGUUCCUGCAACCCCGCCCGCCCUUAGAAACGUGGAUCAAUACCAGCAGCCCAGCUUGGGUUCUCAGUUGUACCCGGGAGUUGCUAAUCCUCCAUAUCAAUAUGGAUCACCUUUACCCACUUCUCAUGGUGUUGAUGCAUCUCAACCUUUAUCUGUCACUGGUCACAAAUUUCCGGCAGCUGUGGCACCUACCCCUGCACCUAGGGGUUUUAUUCCAGUUACCAAUCCUAGUUUUGUUCGGAGUUCUAGUGUCAGCCCUGCACAACCUUCUAGUCCAGCCCACUCAUCACAAGUGCAGCCAAUUGCUGCCCCUCCAGCUCCUCCUCCUACAGUGCAAACAGUGGAUACUUCAAAUGUGCCUGCUGAGCUGAGGCCUGUUAUCACAACAUUGACCAAACUCUACCAUGAGACAUCAGAAGCUCUUGGAGGAUCUCGUGCAAAUCCAUCUAAAAAGCGAGAAAUUGAGGACAACUCGAGGAAAAUUGGAGCUUUGUUUUCCAAGCUUAAUAGUGGGGACAUAUCUCCAAAUGCUGCAUCUAAACUUGGUCAACUCUGCCAAGCUUUGGAUGGUGGGGACUAUGCUGGUGCAUUGCACAUCCAGGUUCUCCUAACAACAAGUGACUGGGAUGAGUGCAACUUCUGGCUUGCAGCACUGAAGCGAAUGAUAAAAACAAGGCAGACCGUGAGAGUGUAAGGUGUACCUUGGGGUGGCAUUCUUUGGCCCGAGCCAGUCCAUGAGCAUUGAAGGUCCCUUGCCAUAAAAGACUAGCAAUUUUCGGUGAAUCAACCUCUUGGGCUGCUGAGAUUGUUUGCAAUUUUUGUUGUAAGAUGAUAGUUUGUUCAUUUUGUUUCUGAUUUUGGUUUUUGCUUUGUGGUCCAAAGUAUUGACACCUAAGCUGCUGUUUUUUUAGCUGACAAAGACAAAAAAAAGAAGGGAAUUUUAGAUCUCAUCUAUUUUCUACCCCCAGAUAUAUGUAUAUUUAGAAAGAUAAUGCAGCAAGGUCAUUUAAACUUUGUCUUGGAAGUA
Elaeis guineensis (African oil palm) is the source of this 4078-nucleotide messenger RNA. RefSeq names its product protein transport protein SEC31 homolog B. Gene Ontology annotation, biological process: endoplasmic reticulum to Golgi vesicle-mediated transport; COPII-coated vesicle cargo loading; endoplasmic reticulum organization. The record is from RefSeq and is a predicted model, not a curated record. Gene Ontology annotation, molecular function: structural molecule activity; protein binding. Gene Ontology annotation, cellular component: COPII vesicle coat; endoplasmic reticulum exit site. NCBI's taxonomy places the organism in Eukaryota, Viridiplantae, Streptophyta, Magnoliopsida, Arecales, Arecaceae.